This is a messenger RNA of Colletotrichum phormii, 1128 nucleotides long. RefSeq names its product NAD dependent epimerase/dehydratase. The record is from RefSeq and is a predicted model, not a curated record. Gene Ontology annotation, molecular function: dTDP-glucose 4,6-dehydratase activity. Bases 1 to 1128 code for a protein of 375 amino acids. Lineage: Eukaryota; Fungi; Ascomycota; Sordariomycetes; Glomerellales; Glomerellaceae. The transcript has a single exon.
AUGGCCUCGCCCUACACCGUCCUCGUAACAGGCUCUGCCGGCCACCUCGGCGCAGCCCUGAUGCUCUCCCUCCCGUCCCUCGGCUACGUCCCCCACGGCAUCGACAUCCUCCCCUCCCCGACAACAACAACAGUCGGCUCCAUCACAGACCGCGCCCUCAUCGCCUCCCUCCUCGCCAAUAACCCUUCCAUAACACACAUCGUGCACGCGGCAACCCUCCACAAACCCCACGUCGACUCCCACCCGAAAUCAGCCUUCAUCGACACAAACAUCACCGGCACCCUCAUCCUCCUGGAAGAAGCCGCCGCCUGCCUCGGCAAAACGACAACCCCCCAGUCUCAGUCACAGUCCCAGUCACGCAUCAAAUCCUUCCUCUUCAUCUCAACAACCUCAACCUUCGGCCGCGCCCUCGCCCCAGCAAAAGGCCACCCCGCCGCCUGGAUCACCGAAUCCGUCACGCCCCUCCCUAAAAACAUUUACGGCGUGACAAAAUGCGCCGCAGAAGACCUCUGCAGCUUAGUUCACCGCCAAACAUCCCUCCCGGUCCUCGUCCUCCGCACAUCCCGCUUCUUCCCGGAACCAGACGACGACGAGGACCGCCGCGCCGCCAUGCCCGACGACGCAAACUUAAAAGUGUGCGAGCUGGCCUACCGCAGGGUCGACAUCGCCGACGUCGUCUCAGCCGUCGUGUGCGGGAUGGAGAGGGCGGAGGGAAUUGGGUUCGGGAAGUAUAUUAUUUCUGCGCCGCCGCCUUUUGCUGCUGCUGCUGCUGCUGCUGCUGCUACUACUACUUCUGCUACCACAGACGACGACGAUGAGGCCGCCGCUGCAGCCCGCUCGAUGCUUGUACGCCGCUUGGACGCGGACGCGGGCGCCGUCCUCGCGGAGGUCGUGCCCGGGUGCGCGGCCGUGUUUGAGAAGCUCGGAUGGAGGUUCCUCGACAGGCUGGAUCGGGUGUACGAUUCCUCCAAGGCCGUCAGGGAGCUCGGAUGGAGGCCUCAGUGGACGAUGGAAAAAGUUGUUGAGAGGCUUGCGAGGGGGGAAGAUUGGAGGAGUGAGCUGACGUACGAGGUUGGCAAGAAGGGGUACCACGCCGUGUCGACGGGCGUGUAUACUUCGCGUGACUGA